UUUGCUGCGCCUUCCGUGAGCUGUGCUCUGCAUUUGACACCGCCUUAGUAUACCAGUUUCCCAACUUGUACCCAACUUGUUUAGAGUUUUUGAUUACGUGGUUGACUUUUAAUUUCUUGUCUUGGAAAAAGUUGUUACCGUUUGUUUUUUUGCGCGAUAAGAAGGCAGUACCAUUGCGGCCGCAGACUAAUUCAAAGCAACAUCUUUUCAGUUAUAAUUUUGGCCUUUGUUUGUACGGCAGUAGGUGUUGCGACGCACUGCUUAGCAUAAUAAACGAAAGUUAAAAGAGAGUGGUUGGUAGUGAGGAACAAAAUUCUAGUUCAUCUUUCUUAUCUAAGCCAAGCGAUAAUCGCUUACGAACGUUUUGUUAUUGUGACUCUCUGGGAUUAUGUAUAGAAAUCAAAGGUUGUCUCAAUUGGAAGUACUUGAGGAACACAAGGACAACAUGCCUAUUAUAACCCGCAGAGUAUUAACUAAUUUGACCAAAAAUGCCUUAUAUUCUCCGUCCAAGGUGUCCAGCGCCUUGUGUGCAGCUCCCAUGUCUCAGCCUCACGUGGGAAAUGCCCAACCAUAUAGUAUGCAAAGACAAGCUCUACUAAAGUUUCCCGCCCUGAAGCUGGAGGAGACUCUUUCGAAAUUUCUUAAAACCGCCGAACCAGUUUUAACCCCUGCUGAAUUAGAAGAAACUAAACGCAUGGCUGUUGAAUUCCAAUCAAAGGAUGGCGCAGAACUACAAAAAAUUCUCGAAAAAGUGGCAGAGUCACAGGAAAACUGGCUAGCUCCCAGAUGGCUCAAGUCGGCUUAUCUAUCAUAUCGCGAUCCUGUGACUGUUUACUCUAGCCCUGGCAUGACUUUCCCCCUGCAGCAUUUCAAAACUUCCGCAGAUUAUUACAUGUACACAGCCAAAUUAAUCCAAGGUCUGGUCAAAUACAAAAAAGAAGUUGACGAAGGCAAAGUGCCCGUAGUGAAGAUGGGUAAAAACGAAUUGGAUAAUUCACAGUUUAGUGCUGUUUAUGGUACUUGCCGCAUACCUUUGCCAGUUCAGGAUGGUUUAGAGUAUCACCCCAAAUCUCAGCAUGUGGCUGUGGUUUAUAAGAAUCAUUUCUUUAAACUGCCAGUUUACAAUAAAAAUGGGGUCAUCAUAAAUGCCAAAGUUUUGGCUGAGCAAUUGCAGCAAAUUGCAAACUCUGAGAAUAAGUCUGGUAUACCCUUUGGUGUACUCUCCACCGAUAGUCGAGACAAUUGGGCUGCUGCCUAUGCGGAAUUAAUGAAAUCCCCCACCAAUGCCCAAAGUGUAAAAGUUAUACAACAAUCAUUAUUCACUGUGUCCAUGGAUGAAGUUGUUCCCUUUAGCAAAGAAGAGGUCUUUAAUGUCUUGGGUCUGCAAUUGAUUCAUGGAGGAGGUACCAGCCAAAACAGUGGCAAUCGUUGGAUGGAUAAAACCAUACAGGUGGUGGUUAAUCCCAAUGGUAUGAGCGGCUUUUGCUAUGAACAUUCGCCAGCUGAAGGCCAGCCGAUUGCCAUGAUGACAGACUAUAUCAACAAGAUAUUCCCCAAUCCCAAGGAGUUUGAAGAUGGUGCUAAUGAUAACUACGAAGCCUUCUCUAAACUGCCUUUUGAUCAGCCUUCACCUGUUUUAGAAGAAAAGCUCAAAGAGUCUACUCAAAAUGUUAACAAACUGGUAGAUGAUCUACAAUUGGAGGUUCUGCAAUACAAAGGUUACGGCAAGGACUUUUUGAAGAAACAAAAACUAUCGCCCGAUAGUUUUGUGCAAAUGGCAUUGCAAUAUGCCUUCUACAAACUACACAAAUGUGCUGGUGCCCAGUAUGAAACCGCCCAUUUGCGCAUUUAUUAUGGAGGACGUACUGAAACUAUUCGCUCCUGUUCCAAUGAAUCUUUGGCAUUCGCUAAGGCCAUGAUGGAUCCCAAGUGUUCGGAUGAAGCACGCGUCGACUUGCUAAGAAAGGCUGUUAAUGGUCAUCGCGAAUAUACCACCAUGGCUUUACAAGGUCGUGGCGUUGAUCGCCAUUUGUUGGGUCUCAAAUUAAUGGCCCUUGAGAACAAUAAGCCCAUACCGAAAUUCUAUCAAGCUCCAGGUGUGGUCAAAAGUGCCCACUUCCGCAUAUCUACCUCUCAGGUUGCCUCGCCCAAUGAAGCCUUCAUGUGCUAUGGUCCCUUAACACAUGAUGGCUAUGGUUGUUGCUACAAUCCCCGUGAUUUCGAUAUCUUUUUGGCCUGUUCAGCCUGGCAAUCAAAUGACCAGACUUGUGCCAAGAGAUUUGCCAAGGCUAUCAGUGAAGCUUUGACCAGUAUGCGGGAAUUGCUAGAACGUGCUGGCGAAAAACCCAAAGCCAAAUUGUAAACUUUGAUCGUAGCGUCAGCAGUUGCCCGCCUAAUUUUUGUAAAUAUAUGUUUUCUUUUUUUGUAGUUUAUUUAAAAAGUAAAAUUUUUCAACAUUUUGUUAUUAAAUCCAAGAGAUUAUACAGCGAAAA
This is a messenger RNA of Stomoxys calcitrans (stable fly), 2492 nucleotides long. RefSeq names its product carnitine O-acetyltransferase (gene CRAT). Bases 389 to 2362 code for a protein of 657 amino acids. NCBI's taxonomy places the organism in Eukaryota, Metazoa, Arthropoda, Insecta, Diptera, Muscidae. Gene Ontology annotation, molecular function: carnitine O-acetyltransferase activity. The transcript is spliced from 7 exons. Gene Ontology annotation, biological process: carnitine metabolic process, CoA-linked. Gene Ontology annotation, cellular component: peroxisome. The record is from RefSeq and is a predicted model, not a curated record.